AACGCGUGGUUUGAACAAAAAAGUGGAAAUUUCUUCGAUUUUUGAACAUUUUCGCGAAUUUCAACACGAAAAAGGAUUCUAAAACCUUCUACAACACCACCGUAACCAACUCAAUCAUCUCUAGAGAGUACAGAAAUCUGCCGCCGAGAUCCGGGAGUCACGAAAAAAAAAACACGUGAGCCGCCUAGGUUUUGAUUGAAAUGCGCGAUAAUACUCCACCGCAUUCGCCGUACGUGCUUGAAGGAGCACCAGAGGAUGACGAGGACGAGCUAGUCUACGUUGGCGAUGCCGAUGAGGUUCUGGACGCGUGGGAAAACGAAGCAAACGAAGGAUAUGAAAAUGAGGAUGAUAUGGACGGGGAACUGAAUGCUGGCGAGGAAGGAGCUGCUGGUGGCCGAUCGAAGGGACGAGACGAUGCGAAGGUCACAUUCCGAAAGCACACAUCCUCCGUGUUUUGCGGAAAACUGCAUCCGACGCUCGAUCUGGCCGUUACGGGCGGAGAGGAUGAUAAGGCGUACGUGUGGAGUACGACGACCGGUGAGGUCGUGCACGAGAUCACCAACCACCGGGAUUCGGUGAUUUCGGUUGGCUUUAGCCACGAUGGGACGUUCGUCGCGACUGCCGAUAUGGCCGGCAACAUUCAGGUGUUGAAGGUGAGCCAAAACUAUCGCAAAGUUUGGGAGUUCAACAUGGGCGACACCUGCUGGAUGCGGUGGCACGAGGCCGCCCACAUUCUGCUGGCCGGUGCAGAGUCGGGCGAGGUGUACGUGUGGCGGAUACCGUCCGGUGACUGUAAGGUGCUGCAAGGACAUGGCAUCUCCUGCGAAACGGCCCAGCUGACGCACGAUGGCAAGAAGCUAGCCGUCGGUUACAGCGAUGGGCACUUUAAGCUGUGGGAUCUGAAGACAAACACGACGACGCUGGAGGUGACACCGGGAACGGCGGGUCUAUCGGCGAACAUCACUUCGCUGGCAGUGGACCGAGACAAUCAGCUGUUCGUGGCCGGAGGCGAGAAUGGUCGUGCCUGCGUCAUCGGAUCGAGCGGCGUAGUAGGCAUACUGGCUGGACAGGACGACAGUUCCAUCGAGGCGGUACUCGUCGAUUAUCCCGAGUUCGAGUUAAAGGUGGCGGCCACUGGUUCGCUGCAGGGAAAGGUCACUAUCUGGGAUGUGGCGCGACAGACGAAACGGGUCGAGUGUAGCGAUGAAGAACCGACGGGUAUCACCAACAUGGUGUGGCUGAAAGAUAACAUGAUUUGCGCCGGCACCCUCGGUGGACGGAUAAAGGCAUGGGAUCUGCGCAGUGGGGCGAUGCGUUUCGUGUUGGAGGGCCACGAGGAUGACGUGCACUCGAUCGUGUACCAUAAAGAGAAAAACGUUAUCCUCUCCACAUCCGAGGACGGGACGGCCAAGAUAUUUGAGGUGCCAGCCUAGCGUCAUGCCGCGGUUUAGGUUGGAUGGUUUUUGUUAAUAAAAUACCCCGUUGUACAGUAACCUCGA
Messenger RNA from Anopheles darlingi, 1499 nucleotides. RefSeq names its product angio-associated migratory cell protein. The transcript has 4 exons. NCBI's taxonomy places the organism in Eukaryota, Metazoa, Arthropoda, Insecta, Diptera, Culicidae. Bases 201 to 1433 code for a protein of 410 amino acids. Gene Ontology annotation, molecular function: protein binding. The record is from RefSeq and is a predicted model, not a curated record.